Molecule: messenger RNA, 1005 nt
Organism: Aspergillus puulaauensis
Lineage: Eukaryota; Fungi; Ascomycota; Eurotiomycetes; Eurotiales; Aspergillaceae
Product: trafficking protein particle complex subunit 13
Exons: 5
Coding region: 1-1005 (334 amino acids)
Cellular component (GO): TRAPPIII protein complex
Source: RefSeq, a predicted model, not a curated record
AUGGCUCGUCCCCGUGCUCAAUCGGGUGCUGAUGGCCCGAAGGAGCCACAUUCAGUCUCCUUGAAAGUCUUGCGCCUCUCACGGCCGGCAUUAUCCUACCAAUAUCCGCUACCGGCAGCAAACACGAAGAUCUCCAGCAAAGCCGCCCUAACCUUUCCUUCCGACAAGGUCGAUAAUCAAUUUAUAUUCUCUCCUAAUCUCACACUCCCUCCAACGUUCGGAUCCGCAUAUGUCGGGGAAACAUUUGCCUGUACCCUCAGCGCAAACAAUGAACUUCCAGACGAGGCAUCGCGGGUCAUAACGUCGGUCCGGAUCGUUGCCGAAAUGCAAACUCCUUCGCAGGUCUCGUCUCUCGACCUUGAACCUACCGAUUCAGACCCCAACGACGGCUUGCAGAAAGAUCAAUCUUUACAGAAAAUUGUACGAUUUGAUUUGAAGGAGGAGGGUAACCAUAUUCUGGCGGUCAGUGUCAGCUAUACCGAAACGUUGAUUGGGACCGACUCGCAAGCAGCCAGCGGCCGAGUGAGAACGUUCCGAAAACUGUAUCAAUUUGUCGCUCAACCCUGUCUCAAUGUGCGAACGAAGUCAUCGGAGCUGGCUCCGUUGGAGGUUGACAACAAGUCACUAGGACCGUAUGGCAAGACCCGCCUACUUCGGUUCGCUCUCGAAGCUCAGCUGGAGAAUGUAGGCGAUGGGACUGUCGUCAUCAAGCAAACGCGGCUCAACCCAAAGGCACCGUUUAAGGCGAUAUCAUUAAACUGGGACCUUGAGCGGCCCGACCAAUCGGAUUUACCACCCCCUACCAUCAACCCGCGCGACGUACUACAGGUUGCGUUCCUGGUUGAACAAGAAGAGGGUCAGCAGGAGGGGCUGGAGGACUUGCAGAAGAAUAUGCGGCGAGAGGGCCGCGCCGUGCUGGGCCAGUUGUCAAUCGAAUGGAGAAGCUCCAUGGGAGAUAAGGGAUUCUUGACAACGGGUAAUCUGCAAACGCGGAAGCGAGUAUGA